Messenger RNA from Klebsormidium nitens, 987 nucleotides. The record is from the annotation of a GenBank genome assembly. Lineage: Eukaryota; Viridiplantae; Streptophyta; Klebsormidiophyceae; Klebsormidiales; Klebsormidiaceae.
AUGACUUGUAGCAUGACAUGUCUGAUGAGGAGGUCGCAGCUCUGCUCGCUUGCCUUUCCGGGGAUAACCCUGAGAUGUGGCAUCGUGUUCCCGGGGAGCGCCUGCGGGGAGUGCGAGCAGAAUCUUUACCAGAGCGCAUGGGAUCAGAGCCUGGGGGAGGCAUUGGCCGGUUCCGUGCAGAUCGGAAAGUGGGGAUGGGGUAAGCAGUCCCUAGAUGGCCUCGUCGCUGCCCCGGACAAGCAUCGGGAGCAGGUCUUCGUGUCCACGUGUUCGCAGCCCGUCCGAGUCAGCGUGCAGAGGGCGCAGCCCCUGGCCAAGCUCUCCAAGUGUUGGCUCUGCAACAGGAAGCUGCACGAUUCCAAAUCGGUCCUCGGGAGCACUUGCCGGCAGCACAUCCUGAGGAUGCUGAGGGCGCUGGAGUUGAAGAAGGAGACUUUCGACGACCUCCGGGCGCUCAUGCACACCGAUCCAGCUGAGUUCAAGAAGGUGUUCGCCGACAAGGGGUACGAUGCGACCUUGAAGGAAUUGAAGGCAGAGGUGCGGGACGCCCUGAGGGAAGGGACCGGGGAGAACGAAUAUGAGGAGCCUGCUCUGCAAACGGACAUGGGCGACGACGACGACUUCAUCGACGACGCAGACCUCUCAGGAGAGGACGCUGUAGACUCAGAGGCCCGUGAGGAGGACGAUUCGGACGAUUCUGACGACGAAGUGUCAGUGAGGAACUGCCCUUGCUCGUGCCAAAGCCCCCUUUGCAGCACUUUGGAUGCAGAUCUAGCGUAUGUCGCCGUGAUUCUUCAUCUUUUCUCAUGGCGAAGCUUGUGCUGGAUGCAGGAGGACGAUGAAGGGGAUGACGGAAAGUUCAGAGUGCAUUACACGGGCAGCCUUCCUCCCCGUGAGAAGAGGGCCAGAAACGGCGGGCGAAGACUGAGCUAUGUAGAGGUAGAUUCUGCUAGUGAUAACGAACUCGUCAGCGAAGAAGAUAAGUAG